GCCUGCAACGGGGGGGGCGGAUAUUUUGUUGGUGGGGAGGGAGACGGAGGGGAGCCCCACUCUCCAGCUCGCUGUGUGACAGAAGGAAGCAGCCUCCUCUCCACUGGUGGGGAUGAAGGCACCAACUUGGAGAGGCAGCCCCAGUGGCUUGGUCUCUGGGGCUGGGAGGUUGACCCCCAUGGCUGUAUAGGAUCCUCCCACUACCACUAUGGAUCUGCUGGUGCUGAUGAACAUCAGUGCUGGCACCCCCAAUGGAUCCCUUGCCUUCCCCUCCUCUUCCUCCUUGCCCCUACAGCAGCCUCCCUCUCACUAUUCCCCUGGGGCUGUGGCCAGUUUGGCAGCCGUGGUGAGUUUCCUGAUCGUCUUCACCAUCGUGGGCAACAUGCUGGUGGUGAUCGCAGUGCUGACCAGCAAGGCGCUGCGAGCUCCACAGAACCUCUUCCUGGUGUCCCUGGCCAGCGCUGACAUCCUGGUGGCCACCUUGGUCAUGCCUUUCUCCUUGGCCAAUGAGAUCAUGGACUACUGGUACUUCGGCAAAGCAUGGUGCAACAUUUACCAGGCGCUGGAUGUGCUGUUCUGUACUUCCUCCAUUGUGCACCUGUGCGCCAUCAGUCUGGACAGGUAUUGGUCUGUCACCCAGGCGGUGGAGUACAACCUCAAACGGACUCCACGGAGGAUCAAGGGGAUCAUCUUCACUGUCUGGCUCAUCUCAGCCGUUAUUUCCUCCCCCCCCUUGAUCUCUGUGUACCGAGACUCCGAGGGGGACCUCUUCCCCCCGUGCAAACUCAAUGAUGAAACCUGGUACAUCCUCUCUUCCUGCAUUGGAUCCUUCUUCGCCCCCUGCCUGAUCAUGGUGCUGGUCUAUGUCCGCAUCUACCGAGUGGCCAAGCUGAGGACCAGGACUCUUUCUGAGAAGCGCACGGUGCCCGAGGGCUCUUCCCUGUCUGAGAAUGGGCUGAGCCGGGCCCAUCGGGGCUGCACGUCACUGAGGAUGCAGCCAGGGGAGAAUGGACAUUACUCGGUUCACCAGUGGCGCAAAGCCUCAGAGCUGGAGGACAUUGAGCUGGAGGAGAGCAGCACCUCAGAGAGCAGGCGGAAGCGGAGCCGGGAUGAUCACCCCCGCAAAAGCAGUAAGAGCCAGUCCUUCUCAUACUCCUACUCCUCCUCCAAGCGUUCCAGCAAUCGCUCCAGGGAUCUCUUCUCCUCUCACCGCCGCAGGAAGCAGAGCAGCGUCUGCCGUAAGAAGGUCACCCAGGCCCGGGAGAAACGCUUCACUUUUGUGCUGGCUGUGGUCAUGGGAGUCUUUGUAGUGUGCUGGUUCCCCUUCUUCUUCAGCUAUAGCCUCUAUGGCAUCUGCCGGAAGGCAUGUGAGGUCCCUGAGACUCUUUUCAAGUUCUUCUUCUGGAUCGGGUACUGCAAUAGUUCCCUCAACCCGGUCAUCUACACAAUCUUCAACCAGGACUUCCGCAGGUCUUUCAAACACAUCCUCUUCAAGAAGAAGAAGAAAAGAUUUCUGCACUGAGCUGGAGUGGAGAGGAGAGGGGCCCAAGUGCUGGAGUAGAGUAGUGAAGAAGUGGGGGAUGUGGGUAAGGGGGUGA
Messenger RNA from Chelonoidis abingdonii (Abingdon island giant tortoise), 1598 nucleotides. RefSeq names its product adrenoceptor alpha 2C (gene ADRA2C). Gene Ontology annotation, cellular component: plasma membrane. Gene Ontology annotation, biological process: regulation of vasoconstriction; platelet activation; regulation of smooth muscle contraction. Gene Ontology annotation, molecular function: alpha2-adrenergic receptor activity; epinephrine binding. NCBI's taxonomy places the organism in Eukaryota, Metazoa, Chordata, Testudines, Testudinidae. The record is from RefSeq and is a predicted model, not a curated record.